GAACCCAUAUGACCGGACCCGUGUACCCUGUUUUUUUAGCAGUUUUGUUUGCCUCCAAAAACACGAUUGGGUUCCACAAUUUGGAUACGUCCCAGAAACUAGUUGAUAAACAGGCGAAAACCCUAAACUGAAAUCCCUAAAGCAAAAGAAAAUAUUGCAGUAGCAGUUGAGGUGUGAAGAUGUCGGGUAUGGGAGACGGGUAUGUGGGCACGGCCCAAGAUGCAGUUAGGAUCCGAAGGCUCGAAAAACAAAGAGAAGCAGAGAGAAAAAAGAUUCAAGAACUUAAAAACAAGUCUGCUACUACUAAAGGUCAAUCGGGUCUCCUUCAAUUUGGCUCUGGUACUUCCGAGAUUCUUGAGACUGCAUUUAAGAAGGAAACAGUGGGACUGGUUACAAGGGAGCAGUAUGUUGAGAAGAGAGUUAAUAUUCGUACUAAAAUUGAAGAAGAAGAGAAGGAAAAACUUCAAAAGCUUCAACAAGAAGAGGAGGAGAUUCAAAUGCAGAAAUUGAAAAAGCGAAAGAUAAGGGUGAAUCCUCGAUUAUCAUUUUCGGAUGACCUUGAGAAUGGAUGUGAAGAAGAAGACGGGGACAACAUACCUGCAGAUAAUAAGGAAUCAAACAACUUUGGACACAGAGGUUUUGGCAAAGAUCCCACAGUAGAAACUAGUUUCUUGCCAGACAGUGAGAGAGAGGCGGAGGAACAAGCAGAACGUGAAAGGCUAAGGAAACAGUGGCUUUGUGAACAAGAGCAUAUUAAAAAUGAACCUCUUCAAAUUACUUACAGCUACUAUGAUGGAGCUGGUCACCGCCGGGUGCUCCAGGUUCGGAAAGGUGAUUCCAUUGGUGAGUUCCUUCGGGCUGUGCAACAGCAACUUGCACCAGAAUUUCGAGAGAUUCGAACAGCUUCAGUAGAGAAUUUGCUUUAUGUGAAAGAAGACCUCAUUAUCCCCCAUCAACACAGUUUCUAUGAGCUGAUUGUUAACAAGGCAAGGGGGAAAAGUGGACCGCUUUUCCACUUUGAUGUACACGAAGACGUCAGAACAAUUGCUGAUGCAACCAUAGAGAAGGAUGAGUCACAUGCUGGCAAAGUUGUUGAGAGGCACUGGUAUGAAAAGAACAAGCACAUAUUCCCCGCCUCAAGAUGGGAGAUUUAUGAUCCAACUAAGAAGUGGGAGAGGUAUACCAUACACGGCGACUGAUUACUCGAUUGACAAAUAAUGAACAGUGUUUUGGAAGGGCUAAAGCCUUCUCUGUGUUUUUUGCAUGUUUAUUAAGUGACAGUUGUGCAAGUUAAAAUAGAGUUUCAAGAAACCUUAGCUAGCUUAUGAAGAUUGGGGUGUAUGCCUAUGACUAUGAGAUGCAUCUUUCAUACUUCUUUGUUUCAGUUUGACUUCUUUAUAUAUAAUGACCAUGGUUGUUA
Daucus carota subsp. sativus is the source of this 1420-nucleotide messenger RNA. Its product is annotated as protein XAP5 CIRCADIAN TIMEKEEPER. Gene Ontology annotation, cellular component: nucleus. Gene Ontology annotation, biological process: chromatin organization. The record is from RefSeq and is a predicted model, not a curated record. The transcript has 12 exons. NCBI's taxonomy places the organism in Eukaryota, Viridiplantae, Streptophyta, Magnoliopsida, Apiales, Apiaceae. Bases 180 to 1199 code for a protein of 339 amino acids.